Miscanthus lutarioriparius is the source of this 795-nucleotide messenger RNA. Lineage: Eukaryota; Viridiplantae; Streptophyta; Magnoliopsida; Poales; Poaceae. The record is from the annotation of a GenBank genome assembly.
AUGGCGCCGCCGCCUCCUUCCAGGACGUCACCUCCAGCCAGGACGUCGCUUCCUCCUCAGGGCAUCAGCUCCGGCAACAACGCCACCGCCUUGGGCGCCCAUCGAUAUAUUGAAGCCACCCUCGAACUAGAAGAUGAACAUGGGUUCUCUCGUCCAUAUAGUUUAUUAGAUUCCUGUUUGUUAGCACCAGACAAGACAGUGGUGCGGAGAAAGCAAAGCGUGCUGUGUCCUCUGCAGGGUCUUCCAUUGCUCGCAAUUGAAAGCAGGCUUCCGGCAGGUGUCUGCAAGCCUGCAUGUGUUUUGCUGCUAAGCCCAGCAGGUGGAUGCGGGCAUGCCACGGGUGAGAUCUGGACUCUUUAUGUUCAUUGCAAGAGGGACUUCCAGUGUAGCUUCAAGCUGGAAAACAUAGCCUUGAAAAUGGGUGAGAUUGAGUUAGAACCUGAUAGACAAACACUUUCAGCUGCUGAGGAGAACAUGAUCUUCCAGUCAUGCUACAAAGAAACCACACAGAUCAAAUCAUCCAGAGUACAUGGGCAUGGAUACUUGGCUAAGUAUCGAACUCGCAGAGAACUUAUGAAAAAGAACCUUGAAGUACAUGCACGUGCUAAAGCUGCAGCCAAGGAGAAGAAAAUUGCUUAUGAAGUAGAGGUUGAGAAGCCGAAAGAUCAGCUUGCGCACGAAGCUGCAGAAAGGGAAAGGGAGAAAGAAGAAAAUAGGAGGCAGAUGCAAGAGGAUCUGGAAAAUGCUAAUAUAGCACUAAAAAAAGAAAUGAAGCAAGAUUUUUUAAUAUGCUAG